Messenger RNA from Entamoeba invadens IP1, 2676 nucleotides. Its product is annotated as DNA mismatch repair protein mutL, putative. The record is from RefSeq and is a predicted model, not a curated record. Gene Ontology annotation, biological process: mismatch repair. Gene Ontology annotation, cellular component: MutLalpha complex. Gene Ontology annotation, molecular function: ATP-dependent DNA damage sensor activity; ATP binding; ATP hydrolysis activity. The transcript is spliced from 2 exons. Lineage: Eukaryota; Evosea; Mastigamoebida; Endamoebidae. Bases 1 to 2676 code for a protein of 891 amino acids.
AUGACGACAAUCCACUUGAUAGACUCGGAAACAAUCAAAAAAUUGAGUGCAGGCCAAGUGGUUGUCGACUUGGAGUGUGUUGUUAAAGAACUCUUUGAGAACGCAAUGGACUCCGGCGCGACAAGCAUCUUUGUUCGCCUUCUGAAUUGUGGGCUCGAUGAAAUUACAGUUGAAGACAAUGGCUGCGGAAUACCUCCAAACAGCAUUCCACUACUUGGACAAAGACAUUGCACAUCAAAACUCCAAAACUUCGAGGAAUUAUCGAACGUGGGCACUUUUGGGUUUCGUGGAGAGGCGUUGUACAGUAUUGCAGCUAUGGCAGAGGUUGAGGUUUUGACAUGUGAUGGGACAGCAGAUGGGACACAAAUCAAUUUAGUCACGCGACAAACGAAAACAGUCCAGCGUAAGAGGGGAACGACUGUUGUAGUGAAGAAGUUGUUUGCUGAAAAUCGUAUUCGACGAGAGGAAUUCAUGAGAUCGAAAAACAAAGAUAUGGCAAAGGUUGUUACCCUUCUUCAGAGUUAUGCGCUGCUUCUCACAAACAUCAAAAUAGUCCUCACAAACAAAACAAGCAACAAGAGCGCUGUUUUAUUGCAAUCCAAUGGGAAAUCGAUGAAGGAGAAUUUGUAUACAAUGUUUUCCGGCGACGCAAAGGAUGUUUCAAUACCCCUGGAUUACCACGAGGAUGGUGUUGGGAUAGUCGGAAUGGCGUCGACAUUUACUGAUAAAGGGCGCACAACAGGCGAUCGGAUGUUUUUCUUUGUGAACCGCAGACUAAUUGAACACAAGAAGAUGCAACAAAUCGUCACAAAUCAGUGGAGGUCGCUUGGUGCCAAUUUUAAGCGGAAGUUUCCAACAGUAAUAAUGAGUAUUGUUGUCGACGAGUAUGACCCCAACGUCACACCAAACAAGAAGUCUGUUAUAUUUUGCAAUGAAGAAGUUGUGUUAAGUGCGGUGAAGAAGUGCUUUGAGAAAGUGUGGUCGAUAGAGAAGAUGGAGUUGGCGAUGCCUACUGUCUCACUUUCUGGAAUAGUCGAUCAUUCGGAAUUGUCAGACUCUCCAAGUGGGUUUGUUGUGAAGAAAGAAUACAACUUGAGUGCCCUUCCUCCUUCAACACAAAAUUUGAUACAAAAACGUCUUUCACUUGCACCUGCGAAACCCAAACCAAUGUACGCCGAUGAUAACCAAAUAGACAACGACGACGUCUUAAAAAGAGUUGAGGAAGAGCCUUCACUCAUUACAACACCACUUAAAAGAAAUGUGAAAAUCCACACGUAUACGGACAACCAAUUUUCAAGCGAAGAGGACAUUUUAGACGAUGAAGACAAAGAGAAGGAAAAUGUUGUGAUCAAAACAAAACUUUUUAAGACGGAUGAGAGGAGUCAAACCCUCACACAGAUGAAUAGACGGAAUCAAGUCCUGAAGAAUGAAAUGGAGAACGAAAUAUCAGCGAUUAAAAACGACGAUGAUUCGAUUGAGAAUUCGAUUAUGAAGAUUAGAAAGUUCGGUUCAAGGAGUCAAAGUUCAGAAGUGAGUGAAGCUGAAAACUCUCCGAAGAGGUGUGAAGUACAAAGGAGGUUAUUUGACAAUGAAAUUUCAAAGGAAGAGAUGUGGAAAGAGAAAGAUGAGUUAUUACGACUCGGCGAGGAUAGCCAUCUCAUUCAAACGCGAACUACAUUGAAGAAUAAAAACAGUGCAAAUUUGACAGUAGUUGUUCCGCAGAAAAUGGAAAUUGAAGAACACAAAGCAGAAGAUGACGAUCAAAUGAAAGAGCAAAACAGCGAAGAGAAACGUUCUGAAGAAAAUGAACUUCAAAAGAGUGUGACAAUGCCGAAAAGGAACGAAACAAAAGAAGAAAGAUCCUCUCAAAGAGCAUUAGAAGAAGUGGACAAGGGAAGUGAGGAUUCUGGUGUUGUUGUGAAAACGUCGAAAGAAGUGAUUGUUUGCAACAAGAUGUUUUAUGACCAAGCAGUGGUAACGGCUGUUGUUGAACACCUUCUUGAAACGCGAAAAGACUUUCCAAUCAGCCGACCCGAAGUUGUUGACGAUGUUGUUUUGAAUAAACAGAGAACGUUGCAAAAAAUGGAUCUGGCGCAAAUUGAGGUGAUUGGGCAGUUCAACAAAGGGUUUAUCAUCGGGAAGAAAGGCGAGGACUUGUACAUCAUCGACCAACACGCAGCAGAUGAGAUCUUCAAUUUUGAGACCCUUCUCAAAAACGACAAACUGGAAGUCCAGUCACUCAUUGCGCCAAUCAAAGUGCAACUGAGCAGUGAUGAUGAGUUGUAUGUUGAGGAAAACAUUGGGAUAUUCCCACAUUUUGGGUUUGAGGUGUUGUAUAAAGAAGAGAAUCCAGCGACUGAGCGUGUGUUGCUUUCGAAAGUGUAUUCAAGGAAAAAAGUGUGUUUUGGAGCGAAAGAGUUUCUUGAGUUGAUCACACAGUUGAGGCAAUGCCAAGACGAAUCCGGCAUGGUGAAAAGAAAACACAAAAUCUUUGCGACAGAAGCGUGUCGGAUGAGUAUUAUGGUCAGUGACACCCUCACAAGAGACCAGAUGAGAAGGAUAUUAUUGAAUCUCACGACAUUGAACAAGCCUUGGCAUUGUCCACAUGGCAGGCAAACGGUUCGACAUUUGUUUGACAUCAGAAAGGCUGGAAAUGAGUUAGCGAAGAUCUUUUGA